This is a messenger RNA of Paramecium pentaurelia, 2224 nucleotides long. The record is from the annotation of a GenBank genome assembly. NCBI's taxonomy places the organism in Eukaryota, Ciliophora, Oligohymenophorea, Peniculida, Parameciidae.
AUGAACAAAUUUGAAGAUGAAUUAAAAUAUGCAUAAAAAGCAACAAGCAAUGAAUUUCUGUCUUGGUUACAGAAUGUGAGUUAUGAACUUAUAAAAUAAAAAGAAUACUCAUAUGGCUAAGAAUUUUUUAGAUCUUAACAAAAUUUAUAUGAACUUAUAUUCAAAUAAAAUGGUAUUUUGAAUAAUAGUUUUCGUACAACUCAAUAAAGAUAUGGCUCAAUUGAAGAUUCAUUUUUCUUUAUAAAAUUGUUGAAUAUUCUUUCACCAGAAGAAAUGUCAUUUUAUUCAGCUUUGCCAUCAGAAUUUCCUUAUCAUCCUGUUUCAUUAGAUAUAUUACCUGCACAUUUACAAUUAUACUUCAAAGACCCAUCUUUGGCAAAUAUGAAUCAAUAAUUUUAAGCAUUUUAAGAUAUAUUUUAAGAGAAUAUAUUAGUUGAAAAAAAUUAACUAAAAUUUUGUGUUAGUGCAAAAAUGAUGUUUUGGAUUUAUUUAUUAAAUGGUGCUAUUAAUUUUAAGGAUAGUGCUUUAUAUGUAACAGAUAAUAGUCAAAAAUUAUUAGAUUGUGCUUUAAAUAAAUGUAAAAGGAAAUUUAAUACAAAGGAUCCCUUAUUAAAAUAACUUACUCUUAAUCCAUAUAUAGUUCUUGUUAGAAGAAUUCUUGAAUAUAUGUAUACAAAAAUCAAAGAAAAUAAUUAAAUUCUAAGUCGUUAGAAUAAGUAAUUAACAAUAUUCACCUUUCAAUAGAUGAUUAUAUUAUUGUAAGAAUAUUCAUUAUAUGAACAUUUAUAUGUUUCUAAAUUAUUUGAAUUAAAUUUAACAAUAGAUUAAUAGAAAUUAUUAUACAAAAUCAAACCAAGUAGUAUUGUAUUGGAUACUCAAAUGAUGUUAGUUUAUUUAACAAUAUAUUUUAAUUCAUUAUAUGGAACUGAUUUAGAAACAAUUUAUUAAUAAUUUAAACCAUUUUUAAAAAAUUCUGAUAUUUUUAAUAAAAAUAGUUAAUUUAUUUAUUAAAAUAGAAGUUUUUUUUUUGAAUGUGGAAGAUAGAAACAAUAAAUCACUUAUUAGUAAGGCUUAUUUAAAUUUUUUGAAAAUUCUUUUGAAGUCUAUUCUAAUGAGAGGUAAUGUAAUUAGAUUACUUUAUAUUCACACAUAGCAGCUUAUGUUAUCUUUUUAAAAUGGCAAUUUAUUAAUAAAGAAUAAAGUAUUUAUAAUUAAGCUUUAAUAUUUGAUCAAGCUCUUUAAUCUUGUAUUGCAUCAUAGAACUAAAUUAUGGGACAACUCUAAAAAAAAAGAGAGAAUUCUUAUAAAGGUAACAAUCCAUUAACUAAAUUUAUUGUAAAUGAAUUGUAUCCUCUUUAUUAAGUUUGUAAAAAUAAAUUUGGAGAUAGUCCUUAAGCAAUUUUAUUUAAGGAUUUCAAACCACAUAUGAUUGAAUAAAGAUUUAGUUAAUUUUAAUUUAAAUUAGAUUCUCAUAUAAGAGAAUUAGAUCCAUAAAGGAAUUUAAUGAAAAAUUCUAUUAGACUCUAUUAUCCUUUUUAUACAAAAUAGCUUAUUACUAUUUUUAAAUGUUUAAAUAAUUUAAAUUAUAUUAAUGAUUCAGAAUAUUAAGGAUUUAUUCAUCUAUUUAACUUUUUAUAUUCUAAUGAUUAAAAUUCAUUCUUUUGUGAUUCAUUAAAAUUUCUUAAUUAAAAACCCUUUUAAAUCCCAGCAUAUUCAGAAGUUAAGAAUUUUUGUGAAUUGUAUGUGAAAAAUAGUAAUGAAGAGGAAUUCCUUAUUAAAUAAAAUGAAAAUAUUCAAAGCUAUGUGUAUUAAGCAAUUUAGUUAUUGAUGUCAUAUUAAUAAAGAUUAGGUCUUAAAAAUGAUAGAAUAGUAGAAUAAUUGGCUUCUUAAUUUAAUAUUUAAACAACAAAAAUUAAUGUGAAUCCAAUCAAAAAUAUGAGUCCAUACAAAAGUCUUGGUAGAUUAUCUAAAUCUAGAAUGUAAAUAUCAAAUUUAUAUAGUUAGUGUUAUCAAUGAAUGGAAAGCCCCCUUGAGAGAUUUCGAAAUUUAUGUUUUUUUUAUUAUUAUGUGGUAUGUUAGUUUAGGAUUGGAUAAACUAAAAGGGAUACCUUAAAAUGAAUUCCCAUAAACUCAAUGGCCCAGGAGAUUUGCUUCACCGAUUAAUUUAUUUAUAGUGUCCAUAAUCAUUUAUGGUCUUUUAAAAAUCGUUUUCAUGUUCAUUUGA